AUGGCAUGGAAUAGCGGGAAGACAGGCAGUAAUCCGGGCAGUUUCCGGGCAUCCGGACAUCCUCAGCGGCCCUCAGCGGAAUUCGAUGGCUCGGGUGGAUAUCGUGAGGGUGGUGAUCAGGAUCAAGCCACGGACUCUGCGGCACCCAUAUGGAUGUGGGUCAAAGAAGACGCUCAACUAGGCCAAUUUGUGGGCGCAGUUUUGGCCCAGGACGCUGACUCUGGCUUAUUUGGUCAGGUCAGUUAUGCGCUGGUGCAAGGAGCACCGGAGGCCUUGCAAAUCGACCCAGAUAGCGGUAUUUUGACGGUGGCCGGGAGUGGGUUGGAUCAUGAGCGGGAAACGGUUCAUCAGUUCGAGAUCCAAGCCCGGGAUGGUGCCGGGCUUACCAGCCGGAUUCGAGUGGUUCUGUUCGUUGUGGACGUCAACGAUAACCGGCCGAAAUUUGAGUUGGAUGAAUAUAGAGUGGAGGUGUCAGAAGACGCGGCUCCUGGCACGAAAUUGCUUCAAGUCAACGUUUCGGACGCUGACGCUGAUUCGGAAUUCUGGUUCGAUAUAGCGCUGCCGGGAAAUGAACUUGAGCUAUUCGCGAUUGACCGCAACAACGGUGUGGUCAAGCUAGUGGGC
Molecule: messenger RNA, 624 nt
Organism: Anisakis simplex (herring worm)
Lineage: Eukaryota; Metazoa; Nematoda; Chromadorea; Rhabditida; Anisakidae
Source: the annotation of a GenBank genome assembly